CUCCUCUCCAUCAUCAUAUCGCCCUUCUUGACCACGUACAACACAUCUUAUCAUACCCGCGCUAUAACAGUUUUCCUUGGAUAUCCUAUGCUUUACGUGAUCCCGCCGCUCGCCGCGGUAAAUAACCAAAGCGUCGCAGGGCAUCAAGCCGGACAAUCUCUAUCUGUGGAGCUUCUACAUUUCCGUAUACCGUUCCGCGCUUCCACGCCGUCUACCCCACGAGCAAAGGAGGUAGUAUAAACACAAGUCCUCUUCCGGGUACUCACCUGCUUUGCCCCUCCAGUCUCCCAAUGACGACCCACGGUGACAGGCCCUCGCCCAUCGGGAAGCUUCCGGCGGAGCUAAGAGAUCGGAUAUGUGGGCACGUGGCUUCAGUACUGCACUCGGCUCUGCACUACAGCAGCCUUCCAGAAGAUGAUCCUCAGACCUUCUCUUGGACCACACUGGACCGACCCCCCGACUGCCGCAUAAUUCAAAAGCGUCUGCGAGCUCUGUCACUCGUUUCCAAGGACUGGUCUCUCUCAGCACAGCGUGCAUUAUUCGCUGUGAUUCCGAUAAGCAGUGCUCGGUGCCUCAUGACGUUGCUCAGAAGUCUGAUUCUUUUCCCCAGAAACAGAAAAUUCAUUCGAUGCCUGAUACCAAUAUUCUCACACGAAUGCGCUACAUUCUAUAUGGGACCGUCCUUCGUCUGGGAGGAUAUUUCUGGCAUGGUCACUUUGGCCCAUUUCAUUAAUAACUUGGGCGAUAUCCUGUUCACGCCCAUUGUGGACGACCUUCCAAACACCACGUUACUUCGUAUCAGUCUCCUCAAGCAUGUGCUCCAACCGCCAUUACUGGCUACCACGAACCACACCGACCACGUCUAUCGCUUCCGAGAAAUCUUGAAUUCGGCCUUGUGGAGUGUUGUUCACCUUUCUCCAAUGCUUAGCGCGCUGCACCUGCGUGCUGUCUCGAGUUUCUGCGAUCCACCCUUCGUGUAUGGGGAGGAAAUGACAUAUAGCGGACGCUUUCUUGAGGGCGGCCGCCCAGCCUUUCAAACUCUCAGUCUGCGCACGCAAACCUUCCCAAGACACGACAGACGCCGCGAUUCUGAAAUCCUCGAAUAUGAUAGCUGGAUGUCAUGCAUUCCAACCAUCAAGUACAUCACGCUUUUGGGUGUAUCAAACUGGAGGAAUGAUCACCACCUUUACGUCUCUCCGAUGCAACUAGACUCUGUUUAUGAAUGGCUGGAUAGUGUGGAACAGCUCACUUCACUUCGGCUUUUCAAAGGCUUUGAUGAGGCGUUUCGCAUAUAUGAGCCUUCUGGGCCUACGCCUCCCCCUCAAGACAACUGGAACUCCAUUCUCUUAAGGCACAAAGACACGCUAGAGGAGUUGGUCUUUGAUGGCUACCGCGGAAUUCGGCUUCAUCAUGCCUCCAGAAACGACAAAGACCUGAGACAUAUCACCCGCUUUGGGCCUACCAAGACGUUAUCUUGCUUACCAGAACUCAAAAAGUUGGCAUAUCUCAAGCUGCCCUUCCAUUUUCUCACGUCCCAGGUAGAUCCCGGUGCCAUUAAUGAAAACACACCUCCAGAGAGUCUCCCUUCACCAAACACAGCUCAAGAAGCCCUCGCGCUGAUUGAGACCUCCUUUCCUUCCUCACUGAAAAAACUCGACAUUGUCGUGUACCGGUUUUAUGUUGAUCGGGUAUGGGUUGGCGAAAUCUACCCACUUAGAACAAUCACCGUUAGAUUUUGAGGCCAGGAGUCAUACCCCCUUGUACUUAACUGCUCGGGCAGUAAUAUCUUCAGCCGUCUUUCAC
Messenger RNA from Neurospora crassa OR74A, 1803 nucleotides. RefSeq lists its product as hypothetical. The coding region runs from base 291 to 1739 and encodes 482 amino acids. The transcript has 2 exons. NCBI's taxonomy places the organism in Eukaryota, Fungi, Ascomycota, Sordariomycetes, Sordariales, Sordariaceae. The record is from RefSeq and is a predicted model, not a curated record.